Molecule: messenger RNA, 3837 nt
Organism: Closterium sp. NIES-65
Lineage: Eukaryota; Viridiplantae; Streptophyta; Zygnematophyceae; Desmidiales; Closteriaceae
Source: the annotation of a GenBank genome assembly
AUGGCCGUAGAAGCUACAAUUUUCCGGGCGCUGGGCCGAAAAUCGUUCCGCUGGGCCGAGUCGUCGCAGCGUGAGAGUCGCUCCGGGUCGAGUCGUCGAGCGUCAAGGCGCUUGUUGUUUGGCGUAUUGAGCGUUAGUCAGUUCCAGCUCCCACCCCUGCCUGCCUCCUCACCCAUCCAUCUUCACUCAUCCAACCUCACCCAUUCAUCCUCACCCAUCCAUCCUCACCCAUCCCUCCACACCCAUCCCUCCUCACCCAUCCGUCCCCACCCAUCCCUCCUCACCCAUCCGUCCCCACCCAUCCGUCCCCACCCAUACGUCCCCACCCAUCCGUCCCCACCCAUCCGUCCCCACCCAUCCGUCCCCACCCAUCCGUCCCCACCCAUCCGUCCCCACCCAUUCCGCCGCCAGUUCCGCGCGAUUCUAGUAAUAUCAGUUCUGGCGGCAUUGGGGAAACUGCAGGAGAACCUGCGCAUCUGUCUCCACGCACCCCAUGUGCAUCAGACAGUGGAGGAGGUAGCGAUGGUGUUUGGGAGGAUACAGGGGGACGCAUGGGCGACAGUGGAGGGGCUGGCGUUGGUGUUUGGGAGGAUACAGGAGGACCCAUGGGCGACAGUGGAAGGGUUAGCGACAGUGUUUGGGAGGGUGCAGGAGGACCCAUGGGCGGUGCACAGCAACCUCACUCAGCGGUGCUUCGCCAACUACAUCGUGCGCACCCAGUUUGCCCGCCCCUGGGUGCACGCCAUUGCCUACAUGGCCUUUGUCAACGGCUCCGACAGGUGCGUCUUUCUCUCGGGUAGAGAGGCCACUUCUGAGGCGCCUCAGAAGGCGCACAUGUCCCGUCCGCCCCUGGCCUGGGUGCAUGCAAUCGCCUGCAUCGCCUUCGUCAAUGGCUCCGACAGGGCAACCUUUGAGCGGCGCAUGGGGUGCGAGCUGGUGGACCUUCUAUGGCGCCGCAGCCCGCCCGCGAACUGGUACAUGGACGUGCGCGUGUGGUUCGACAGCCAGUUCCCCUUGGCCCUCACUGUUGGCUACUCGCAGUGCCUGGACGGCCGCCUGAACCCCUCGUAUGGCCCGCAGCUGACCCGCGUGAAGGAGACUGCUGAGAAGAUGCUCACCACGCCCUAUGUGCUCUCCAAUGGCCAUCCAGGCAUGGGCAUGGUGUUCCCGAUCUUCAAGGGUAGCGUGACGGCAGCAUCGCCCUUGCAAGACAGGCAGGCUGCACUCAUAGGUGUCGUGGCGGCAUCCGUGGACUUUAGCCGCCUCGCCGACUUCAUCAUUCUGGAAGUGCUCCGCCAAGGCGCGGACUAUUCUCUGGAGGUGUAUGACGUCACCCCCACGGAUCUUCUCCCCAACUCCUCCACCCCGCUGGGCCCGCGCCUGCUGUACGGGGUGGGGGACUUGCCUCAAGGCAGCUUCAUGCAAGUGGCCAAGCUCAUUCCGCCGUCCAACGAGACCAUGCUGCAGCCGCAGAGACACAAGGGCUCGGACGAAGCCCGCAGCAUGACUGCUGUGUUCCUGGGGGUGAUCAUCGUGGUGGUGGCGGCGCUGCUGGCCGGCAUUGCCGUGAGCGUGACAAUCAACACGCGCAGGCUGCGCGAGAAGACGGCUGCUGUGGAGAGGCUGAAGGAGAGCGCGGAGGUGGCGGAGCGCAACAAGAGUGCCUUCAUUGCCAGCACAGCGCAUGAGCUGCGCACCCCCAUCAAUGGCAUGGAAGGCAUGCUCAAGCAGCUGGACGAAGGAGGGCUGGACGGGGGGCAGAGGGGGGACGUGGGGGCAGCAGUGGAGGAGGCGGAGCGCAUCCUGAGGCUCGUCAACGCCGUGCUGGACGUGUGCAAGGCGGAGGCCGGCCGCCUGCACCUGGAGAGCCUGCCCUUUGCCCUCCGCCCCUGGCUGCGUGACGUGCUGCUCCCACACGAGCAGGCUGCUCAGGAGCGCGGCCUCGAAUUGACAUGGCGUGUGGAUGGGGAUGUGCCCGGUGUGCUGGUGGGGGACUACCUUCGCCUGCAGCAGCAAGUGGUCGACAGAAUAGUCGACAACGCCAUCAAGUUCACGGCCAGCGGAGGCGUGUGUGUGCGGCUGCAGUGCCUUCCCCCCGACACCCACAUCCCCACCCACCUGCUCUCCCUCGGCUGCCUCCUUGCCGAAGAAAAUUCCGGCUGCUCCUCGCCUGCCGCUGCUGCUGCGGCUACCACCGCUGCUGCUACGAAUGCCGAUUCUGCCUUUGCUGCUGUUGCCACCGCCGCUGCUGCCAGUGCGGGAGUGCAUGGGAACGAAGUGGGAGAGCCUCUGCUUAGGAUGUCCUUCUGGGAGCAGGUGGGGCAGCGAGGGCUGGCGAGGGCGGUGACGGGCGCAUGCAAUAAACGGGUGUUCCAGAGGGGCUUGUCCGCGCAGUGCCUCGGGUGCUACUGGCGCAUGCCCCCCGUUGACGAGGGGGGGCAGGAGCAGGAAAGUGAGCAGAGGGGGGAGAGUAAGGAGAAGGAUGAGAGGGAGGAGGGGGAGGAGAGGGAGGAUGGGGAGGAAAGGGAAGGAAACCCGAUGAGGGCAAGCGCUAGGGAACAAAGUGGUGCGUAUCAGCAAAGCGGGGGAGAUGGGGCCGGCGAGAGGCCAGGAGGAACUAAAGGGGGUGACCCGUCACCGGGAUGGGAGGAGGAGCAGCGCGACGUGUUUCAGGCGUUCAUGCAGGUAUCGCUGAUGGGGGGCAGCAUAGGGCUGCUCAGCACAGAGGGUCACGGCACCACCCUGCACGUCGCGCUGCCCAUGCCUGUUGCUGCUGCCACUGCUGCCGCAGCUGUGUGCGGUAGCUUCAGUUCCGGCAGCGCCAAUGUUUCGGGGCCGCAGGCGAUCUGUGCGGACGACGAAGCAGCUGCCUCAAGAGCAGUGGGGACGAAGAGUGCGAGGGAUGGUUUGAAGGAGUUGUUGCAGGGCAAGGCAAUUCUGCUGAUUCAUGCACGUCAAAGCAGGAGACACAGGCCGUCUCCCUCUCCGCCUUCAAUCUCCUCUGCUCUCACCCCCUCUCCACCCUGCUUGCACGUGGUGGACCACAGCUCCAUCCACCACGCCUCCGUUGUCAACCCCUCUCUCAAGCUCUCCCUCUCAAUCCUCCCCUGCACCAUGCACCAGGUGAUGGACCAUAACGCCAUCAACCGUCCCACCAUUUUCACCCUCUCACCACCCCCCCUCUACCCCCCUGUGCUACCAGGUGGUGGACGACAACUUGAUCAACCAUCGCACCGUUAUCACCCCUCACCACCCCCUCUACCCCCUUGUGGUGGCCAGGUGGUGGACGACAAUCUGAUCAACCAUUCUCAGCCCCUCUGCAUCCCUAUCUGUACCCUCUCUAUCCACCAGGUGGUGGCAGCGAGCACGCUGGCGCGGUACGGGGCGGAGGUGGCGCUGGCAGAGUCGGGCGAGGCGGCGCUGCGCCUGCUGCAGGCAACCCACUCCUUCCACCUCGUGCUCAUGGACCUCCUCAUGCCCGGCCUCGAUGGCUUCCAGACCACCGCCGGCCUGCGCGCUCUCGAGGUUGCUGCUCACAAUGCUCAGAGAGGGGUGCAAGGAGGGCAGGGGGCACAGGGGGAGCGGGGAGCACUGGCUGUGCACAAGGGGCAGGGGGCUCAAGACGUGCAGUGCAUGCCCAUGGUGGGGGAGAGUGGGGUGGGGGGUGCGUUUGGGGGCUGGCAGCGGCAGCAGCGCGUUCAUGUGGUGGCCAUGUCAGCAGAUGUGGACAGCACUGUUGCCGCCCAUGCAGCAGAGGUUGGCAUGGAUGGUGCCGUGCAAAAGCCACUCAAUGAGAGAGUGCUGCUGCAGGUGCUCUCAACACUUCAUGGUUUGUAA